AUGUAUAAUGUGUUCGAUUACUAUGAUAAAAAAAGGAAAUAUAAAGUUCUCUAUAAAACUAUUUUAACAGAGGAUAAGAAUAUAUAUGAAUAUCAAAUAGAUUAUGUAGAAUGCUAUAAAUUAAAAGGUAUAAUCAAGAUUGCUCAUUAUUUUUUUUGUGUUUUAUCUUCUGGUUUGUUACCAUUAAUUUUAUCAUGGUUUCCAAUUUUCUAUUUUAAGUUAUUGCAUUCAAAGUGCACAUUGAAUGAGUGCGAGAAAGUGUUAAUAGUAACGAAAGAAGGUAAAAAAUAUAUAGAGAAAAUAAAAAAUAUACAAUUAUAUAAUGAUAUAAGGGUAGUUUUAAAUGAUCAUUAUAAUGUUCAUGAAGUAAGUUUUUAUAGCAUUAAAAGUUUCUGCUCUAAAAAUUUAAUGAAUAAUUGCAAAAAUUCAGAAUUAAAAAAUAACGAAAACGAUAUACAGAAAUAUUAUUCUGAUAUAGAAGAUAAUUACGAAAAAAUAAAAAGCUAUGAUGAAAAAUCAGAAUUGGAUGAAUAUGAAUAUAGUACUCAUAUAUUUGAAUUUCUAGGAGUUCGUUACGUAUAUGUUAGAAGAAAAAAAUGUUUUGUAGAAUUAUAUUUUUAUGUAACAUAUCCAUUAGAAUACAUUCAUUUAAUGAGUGAUGGUUUAAAUAGUCAUAAAUUAAUUAGAGAUAGAAAAUUAUUAUAUGGGGAAUGCAAUUUUAAUAUCAAGUUAGAUUCUGUUUUCGUAUUGUUAUUUAAGGAAAUUAUUCAUCCCUUUUUUAUAUUUCAAAUAUUUGCUAUGAUUAUUUGGAGUAUUGACAGCUAUUAUGAAUAUGCUUUAGCCAUAUUAUUUAUUACUGCUAUAUCAACAAUAAUAGAAUUGCGUUCAACACGUUUAAAUCAAAAGAAGCUGAAAAAUAUGAUAGACUACAAAUGUGAAGUAAAAGUUCAUAGAUAUAAUUCAGUUACUGUAUUAGAUUCUUCUAAUUUAGUACCAGGAGAUGUAUAUGAAAUAGAAAAUAAUAUGAAAAUACCUUGUGAUACUAUCUUAUUAAUUGGUAGUGCAACUAUGUCAGAACAUAUGUUAACUGGAGAAUCUGUUCCUGUUAACAAAAGUAAUUUGCCAUUUAUUGACGAAUUUGAUGAUAUAAAUUUUCUUAAGCAAAAAAAAAAUGAGAAAACAAAAUUAGAUAUAGUAGAAAAACAUAUAAAUGAUAUUGUAAAAUCAGAAAAGAAAAAAAAAGUAAAAAAAAAUUCAAAUAUUAACAAUAAUUAUAAUAAUAAAUUAACUAAAAAAGAUGAAUAUAUGAUAGAAGAUUGGAAUAAUAAAAAUAUGAUACAUCAGAGAAAUAUAAAUAUGAAUAAUAACUAUAUUAUUUGUGAAGAAAAAUCAGAACAGACAAUUAAUAAAUAUCAUAAUGAAAAAGAAAAUAUGAAAAGAAGAACAUAUAAUACUAAUGAUUUAAAUAGUUUGUUAUCUUCACCAUCAGAUUCUUCAUCAACAUAUUAUGAAAGAAAAAAGAAGAAAAAGAAAAAAAAAAAAAAAGAAUUGGAAAGAAAAUAUGAAGACAUAAUAAGUAAACACACAUUAUAUGCAGGUACAACCGUUUUAUCAGUAAACAGUAUAAACUUAACAAAAAAGAAAAAUAAAGUAUUAGGAUUAGUUAUAAAAACAGGUUUCAUUACUACAAAGGGUAAAAUAAUUAAUAAUAUAUUAUAUUCAAAAAAAGCUCGUUUAAAUUUAAUCCAAGAUUCAUAUAAAUUUUUAGCUAUAUUGGCUAUAUAUGCAUUAGCCAGUGGAAUUAUAGUAUUGUUUAUGACUAUUAUCAAUAAUAUUUUUUCUAGUAAUACUAUAAUAAGAUGCUUAGAUUUAAUAACAGAUGCUGUACCUCCUGCAUUGCCCACUACCCUAACAGUUGGUAUAACUAUAGCAGUAAGUCGCUUAAAAAAAAAAUUUUCUAUUUCUUGUAUAUCUCCUUCAAGAAUUAAUUUAGCUGGACAGAUAAAUACUAUGGUUUUUGAUAAAACAGGAACAUUAACUGAAAAUAGAUUAGAUUUUUUAGGUGUUAUACCAAAUAAAAACAGAGAGCUAAAUGAUUUUAUUCCUAUCAGCAAUUAUGGACUUGUUCCAGAUCUAAAUGCAUGCAAUUUUGUCCGAACACAAAAUAAUAAUAAUGUUUCAGAAAUUGUUCAUUUAUCUCAAAAAUAUUCUUUCGAAAAAAAAGAUAAUAAUUCUUUAUUAUCAACUAUUAAAAAAUGCAUAAAUAGUAACAAUGUGGAACUUAGUUUCUUACAGUAUAAUAAGAAUAUUGAUGAUUGUGAAUAUCACAAUUUUGAUGAAGAAAUAAAAAUUAAAAAAAUUAUCUCUAGAGAAUAUCAUACUUUAAAUAAUGGCUCUUUAAAUAAUUAUGAUGAUAAUAAUAAUCAUUGCAAUUUAAGUAAUUGCUAUAAUGAUGAUCGAUACAAUUUAUGUAACGAUAAUAGUAAUAACUACAAUAAUUUUCAUUUUUAUAAAAAAGAAAACUUUAAUAAAAUUAUGAAAAUGAACCAUUCAAUGUUUCAUGAUGCUUUGGCUUGCUGCCAUUCUUUAACAAAAAUAAAUAAUGAAUUAAUAGGAGACGUUUUGGAAAUUUUAAUGUUUCGAUCUACUAAUUGUGAUAUUCAAAUAGGUGAAGAUUGUGUUAUUAUAAGAGAAUCAGAAAAUUUAAACAAUAAUUUUUUUUCUUUGAAAGAAAAAAAUUUAUUAAGUAAACCUAUUUAUUAUAUUUUAAAGCAAUUUGAAUUUAAUAGUAAUCUUCAAAGAAUGAGUGUCAUUGUGAAAAAUGUUCAAAAUGAAAAAUAUUAUUUAUUUUGUAAAGGGAGCCCAGAAAAAAUUAAGGAACUGUGCUUAAAAAAUAAAAUUCCAGAUAAUUAUGAUGAUAUGUUACAUAAAUAUGCAAAGCUAGGUAUGAGGAUAAUAAGUUUAUCUUAUAAAGAAUUGGAUGCAAAUAAUUACAAUGUUUUAAAUAUUACAAGAAAUAGUUUAGAGAAAAAUUUAUUAUUCUUAGGUUUCUUAAUAUUUGCAAAUAAAUUAAAAAAUAGUGCAUAUGAUAUGAUAAAAAAUUUAAAAAGUUCAGGAUGCCAGUGUAUUAUGUCUACAGGAGAUAAUAUUUUAACGUCAAUUUCUAUUGCAAAACAGUGUGGAAUAAUAAAUGAAAAUAUUGAAUCUCUAAUUAUAGGAGAUGUAGCAACUGUUAAAAAAAAAAAAAAAAUAGUUUGGUAUGUUGAUAAAAAUGAUAAAAUUUUUAAGAAUGAGGAUAUUGAUAGAAAUAUAGACAAUAAAAAAAAAAAAAAUAAUGAUAAAGAUAUUGCUGAUAGUAAUAAUAAUAAUAAUAAUAAUAGUAAAAAGCAAAUUUUUGAAAAUGGAAAAAAAAAUAACACAAGUGAUAUAGCAUUUAAAAUUAAUGAGAACCUUAAUGAAUUAUGUAAAAAUAAAGAAAGUGAUAGAUAUGAAGAAGAUAUUAUGAAAAACAAUAACAAAUGUCAUGAUAGCAAUAUAAGUAAAAAUUUAGAAAAGGGAGAAAAAAAAAAGAUAGAAAAAUAUCCACGUAAUUCCAGGUUAGUUUUUGAUGAUUUAUGUGAAUUAUUAAUUCAUAGAGAUCCUCGAAGUAUAGGUAUUGUAAUAUCUGGAGAAGCUUUUAUAUUUUUAAAAAAAGAAUUUGAACGUUUAGAUUUGCCAUUUUAUGAUGAAUGUGAAAAAAUAACUUAUAAUGUAAUGGAAAAUAAUUCUAAGAAAAAAAAGAAUAAGAUAUAUUAUAAUUCUAAAAUUAUUCCAAAAUAUAUAGAAAAUUUGCACAAUAAAAACUUCUGUUACAAUAAAUUAUUUUACAAAAUUCAGAGUAAAUUAUUUGAAAAUUUAAGCAGAGGUAUUUUAAAAAAAAAAUCACUAGAAAAUAAUAAAAAUUAUAUGAGAAAUAAAAGUAAAGAUUCAUUAAUUUAUGAAAAAUAUUCUGGCUUAACGAAUUCUGUUCACUUAAUGAACAUAAACAAUAGUGAAGAAAACGGUUUAGUUUGUUUAAAUAAUAUUAAAAAUAAGGAAGAAAAUCAAUACGUUAAUUUGAAAAUUUUAAAAAAUAAGAAUAAAAGUAACUUUCUUAAUAUAAAAAAUUAUAUUAAAAUUACACAAAAAAGAAAAAUAAUGGAUGCCUUAUUAAUUAAACAUGAUUCAGACGAAAAGGAAGUUUUAAGCGAGAGUUUAAGAAUAAAUUCUUUGAAUAACAAAAAAAGCUUGAAAAAGAAAAAACUAAGCCGAUUUAAUGACUUAACAAAAAAUAUAUUAUCUUAUCCCAAACCUCUCCUCUCACUUUGUAUUAUAAAAGAAAAAAAUAUUUGCAAGGUAAAUUAUUUUUUGCAACCUAAGGAAAAUUUUAUUUUGAAAUUAGUUUUUCGUUGCACUAAUUACUUUUUUAAUUUGAUAAAUAAAAAAAAAAAAAAAAUAUUUAGAGAACCAGAACAUAAUCAUUUAUUAGAAUAUCAUUCUUCUAAUGAGGAGAAUUACAAAUUAAGUAAGUUAGACAGUAUUCCAGAAAAUCAGUUUAAGCUAGACAUUUACGGUAAUACGUAUAAAAAGAAAAAUAAGGGGGGGGGGGGAAAAAAAAAAAAUGUUUUUUUUUUAUGUAAUGGCCUAAAUAAAAAAAAAAUAUUCUUUAAAAAUAAGAUAUUUAACAUUAACAAUGAAAUGAGAAUAAUGAAAAGAAAAGAAAAAAGAAAUCUUCAGAACAGUACUACUUUUAAUGAUGUAUAUUUUUACUCAAAUAGGAAAUAUAAAAAAUUAAAAGAAGAUUAUUUAUGUUAUAAUAAUAAUUCAUACAUGAAUACAUUAAGUCCAAGAUUUAAUAAAGAAAAAAAUUCUUAUAAAGAUGUUAAUAGUAUUUUAAAGUUUAAUAAAUAUAGAAAUAAUAGAAGAGAAAAUGUUACAUGCUUACUUGAUGAGCAAAAAAAAUGUAUAGAGAAUAAUGAAAAUGUGAAAAAUGAUAUAUAUUUAAAAUCAAACUUUUAUAAAUGUAAAUCUAACUUUAAAAAUAGCUUAUAUUAUAAAUAUACAUAUCAAAUGAAAAAAAAAAAAAAUAAAAUAAUUAAUAAGAAAAAUAUAAUUAAAAAUAAACUUUUAAUGAAUAAUUACUUGAGGUGCUUAAAACAAUCUUUAUAUCAUGAGUGCAAAAAAGGUACGUGCUAUAGAUAUUCACAUAUUAAAAAUGUAAAAUUGUCCAUAUAUGAAUACAUUUUACGAACAUGUACUGUUUACGCUAGAAUGAAACCAGAAUAUAAAACACAACUAAUUUUAAGUUUAAAAAAUUUACCACAUAUGCCUUUUAUUGGUAUGUGCGGAGAUGGAUCAAAUGAUUGUGGUGCUUUGAAUUGCGCUGACAUUGGAGUUUCAUUGAGUCAUAAUGAAUCUUCUAUAUGUGCUCCUUUUACGUCUGACAAUUUUUAUUUAAAUAGUGUAAUUAAUAUUUUAGUUGAAGGAAGGGCAGCUUUGGUUAAUUCGUUUCAGCUAUUUAAAUUUAUUUCUUUGUAUUCAGUUAUGCAGUGUUCAGUUGUUCUUAUUUUAUAUGCUUUUUCUAAUAAUUUAACAGAUAAUCAAUUUAUUUUUACAGAUAUUUUUACUAUAUUACCCCUUUCCAUUUUUAUGAGCUGGACUUCAGCUAGUGAAAAAUUAUCAAGCAAUUUACCACUUGGGAAAUUGUUUUGUUUUCCUGUUCUUUUUAGCAUAUAUGGGCAAAUUAUUAUUCAACUAUUUUUUAUUUUUAUUAGUCUAUUUUUAUUAUUUUAUCAACCUUUCUAUAAAAAUGAUACCAAUGCAUUUCCUCUUGGGGAUGCAGAAAAUAAAAAACUUAUUUGUACAAAAAAUACUUUAAUAUUUAUUAUAUCAUCUUUUCAGAUUUUAUUUAUUUGCAUAUCCUUAAAUAUAAAAACGGAGUGGAGGAAAAGUGUCAUAACAAACGUAGUUUAUGUAGCUUGGAUUUUGAUAUUAAUUUUAGUUAAUAUUUUUAUUACAAUAUUUUCGUCACAUACUUGUCUGAUAGGUUCCUUUGUACAUUUUUUGAAGAAAUAUUUAAAUUUGGUUACCUUCCCUGUGUAUUUCAGAUUUUAUUUAUCAUUUAUUUUAAUAAUUAAUUUUAUAUGUACAUAUUAUUUUGAAAAAUAUCUUAUUAGAUUUUUAGAAAAAAAAGAAAUGAAAAAAAAUUAUAAGCAUAAUCAUAUAAAUAGUUUUCCUGUUCCAAAUGAGUUAGAUACCAAGGUUUUUGUUACUUGUUUAUAA
This is a messenger RNA of Plasmodium relictum, 6300 nucleotides long. RefSeq names its product cation-transporting ATPase 1, putative (gene ATPase1). The transcript has 2 exons. Gene Ontology annotation, molecular function: P-type transmembrane transporter activity; ATP hydrolysis activity; ATP binding. NCBI's taxonomy places the organism in Eukaryota, Apicomplexa, Aconoidasida, Haemosporida, Plasmodiidae. The record is from RefSeq and is a predicted model, not a curated record. The coding region runs from base 1 to 6300 and encodes 2099 amino acids. Gene Ontology annotation, cellular component: membrane.